AUGAUUAAAAAUUUUUUUUUAAUUUUUAUUUUGUUAAGCAAUUUAUUUAUUUUUGUUAAACCCUCAAGCAAUAAAAACAACUCUGCUAAUCAGUUAUCGAUACCCAAUUUACAAAACAAUAAUUUAAUAACCAAUAAUCAAGUAACAGACAAUCUACAAAAUUUUUCAAACAACACCUUGUGGGGUGAUAAGGGAUUAAUACCCUCAAUCAAUGAUAAUGUUAAGAUAGAUUCAGGUUUUAAUAUAAUAUUGGAUAAAAUUUCAAUAAUAAAUAGCUUAAUAAUAAAUAAAAACUCUUCACUAUUAGUUAAAGAAAACCUUUUUAUUAGCGACAAUUUAAAAACCGAAAAUGGUUCAUCAUUCAUUUUAGAUUCCCCCAAUUACGAAAAUAGUAUUAUUAAUGUUGGUGGUGAUGCCACUUUUAUUGGUAAUAUAUAUGUUAAUACAUUUUUUAAUUUAUUUACAAACAAAACAAUUAAUAUUUAUGGAACACUAAAUUUAAAUGGUAUAUACUUUGUAAAUAGCUUCACAAAAUUAUCAGGACAUCAAUAUGGAUCCUAUGGAUCAGUUAUAGACUAUAGAAACAUUACAGAAUUUUAUCAAAACUCUCAAAUUAUGGACCAUGGUUUAGUUUUAAUAAACCCAGCUUGUGACUUGCUAUUAAAGAGCUCAGCAUUCACUUUUAUUAGCUCUAAAAUGGAAAACAAUGGAAAUAAUUUAAUUUCAGUAGAUAAUAGUGGACUAAUAUUAAACAACUCCUCAAUCGAACUUUCAAAUGUAACCAUAGAUUUAAAACAAGAUAGUAUGAUCAACUGUAAUAGAAAUUCAUUUAUAGAAAUAAAAUCGAGUAUUUUCAAAAAAAAUAACUCAUCAUUCGUAGUACAGCAUAAUUCAAAGUCAUUACUUUUAAAUACAGAUCUAAGGUUUUAUAACAUGUCUCAAAUUUUAUUAUAUAACGACAGUACAUUAGAUUUCACCAAAGGAACAAUGCAACUUUUUGACUCGUAUUUAAAUAUUUAUAAUGGAUCGGUUUUAACUUUAAAUGGCGAAUUAGAAUCAUUCAAAUGUUAUAAUAAAUCAUCAGUAGAAAUAUCUCAUCUAGGAACCUUUAUUAUUAAAGGUCAAUUAAACCUAUUUGAUAGUAGCUCCAUCAAGUGUAAAAAAGGUUCCAUUUUAACCAUCAAUGGUACAUUGGUUCAUAAUCAAAACUCAUUCAUAAAUUCUACUUUGGCCGAUAUAAACCUGUUUGGUGACUUACUUUUAAAAGAUAAAUCAUUUGUGCAAUCAGAUAGAUCAAAUUUUAAUAUAAUGGGCAAUCUUAUAUUGGAGGACAAUUCAACAGCUUUAAAAUUAAAAAAUUCUACAUUUCUAGUACCUGGAUCAGUCAUUAUUAAAUCCUCAAUGCUAUUAGAUAGUUCAUAUAUGUUUAUAAAAGGUAAUUUCAUUUCAAAUAAUAAACUACCUUCCAAUUUUACAAACUCUAGAAUAAAUGUUAGCGGCGAUGUAAAAUUAAAUGGUGUUUUAUCAUUUAAUAGAACAAAUAUAGUGACAUAUUCGAAUUUUUUAAUUAGAGGUGAAAUUAUUGGUAAUAAGAUGGAUGUUCAGUCAUCUGGUCAUUUUGAAGUGGGUAAAAAUGCCUCAUUUUUAUGUAACCAAUGCAUCUUAGACAUUAGUUUGGAUGGUGAAUUCGUUUAUGACUCAUUUUCAAUCAUUAAAUUAAAUGCAACAAAAAUUAACAAUAGAAAGGGUAUAGUUAGAAGUUUUGGUACAAUACAUAUUAUCCGAGGCUCAUCCAUAGAUAACACAGGUACUUUUGAACAUAGCUCAAACAUAUUUUUUGGUUUGUCACCCAAUGGAAUGCUAAAAGAUAAUAAUUUAAAUUCAUCAUCGGAAGAGUAUGAGUUUAUAGAAAAAGCCAUUAUUAGUAAUAAAGGAAUAUGGAGAUGUAUCGAAAAUGAAGCAAAAGAUGACAAUGUAAUAGAAUUACCAUUCUACAACAAUGGGGAUUUAGAAAUCCACGGAACAUCUCAUACAGAAUUUAAGUAUCUUCAUCAAGAAAAAGGCUCUAUUAAUCUAUUAGAUGGCGGCUCUAUUGGAUCAAAUACUUCAAUUCAUUUAAAUUAUGGUUCAAUUUUGGGAAAUGGUACUAUACAUGGUAAUAUCAAUAGUAGCAAUGGUGAAAUUGGUCACCUAUUCGAACUAAAUGAUCUUUUAAUCAAUGGUAAUUUACAUUUUAAUAGUAACUCUUCAAGGAUUGUAAUCAACAUCGACCAUGACCAAUCAUUCUCAAAGAUCCAAGUUAAUAAAGAUAUAGUUUUAAAUCAAGGUGGUGCAGAACUGAUUUUUGUUAUUCACCAAGAAAUGACUAGAUCUGGAGAACUCGAAUUUUUAAGAUACAACCAAAUAAUGGGAGGUGAUUUCGAUAAAAUUAGAUUCCUUAUUUACGAUCCUAUAACAUUAACAACUAAACAUCAAAAUGAUUUAAAUGAUAUUAAUGGCUGCAAUGCAUUCAUCAAAAAAGGACAUAGAUCUCUUUCUCUACUCUUCUCAAGUUGCACACCCAAAACCCUUCAAUUCUAUUAUAAAUAUAUAUUUUUAUCUACAUUCAUGGUUCUAUUAUCGGUUGUAUCAUCAGUAAUAAUAUUAAAAAGACAUUUUAUAAAAACUAAAUAUAUGUAUUGGAGAGAUAGAUCCAGGGAAUCAAGAUAUAUCAAAAGAAAUAAUAGUAAUAACAGUAAUAAUUAA
This is a messenger RNA of Dictyostelium purpureum, 2745 nucleotides long. RefSeq lists its product as uncharacterized. The record is from RefSeq and is a predicted model, not a curated record. Bases 1 to 2745 code for a protein of 914 amino acids. Lineage: Eukaryota; Evosea; Eumycetozoa; Dictyosteliales; Dictyosteliaceae. The transcript has 3 exons.